CAUUGAAGAAACAGUGUGGACCGCCUGACACCGCGUGUACUGGACCUGGAUGCCCCGUGCAGCUCGCUGUUUAUUGUCGACGGUUUUAAAGAAGGAUUUCUCGGAUUUUGGUCCAAGAUUCGUCGUUGACAUAUUUAAUGUGAUUCCAUCAGCAGGUGUACUUGAUAUGUAUUGUCUCGGCUGAUAAUGUACGUGCUGACGGGACAAAACAUGGCCGGCGUCCUUGUUAAUUAGAAAGUGUGUAGUAAUGGCAAACUCACAAUUUAUUACAACCGCAACAGUUUCUGCUCACAGGAGUCCAUUAAACCAAUAUGCCGUCUGCUGGCAGCUGUUCUAAUUAGAAGUAAUUGCUGACUGCAGAGUUUAGUUGCUUAUUCUUCCCCCCAUACUUUCACGGACUAUUUAUCUACACAGUUCCGGGAGUUUCAUUACAAGGAGUACCAGGUUGAUACUUGUAUGUGGUCUUUCAUUACGGUGGGUAAUCAACAUUUGACGGUGUGUGAUGUACUGCGGGGCGACUGGGGUCUGUUAGUGCUGUGCACAGCCACACGUUGAGUCAGCUAACUGCCCCCCCCUCCCGACCCAGGAAUAAAGACCUGAAGCCAAGGGGAUUAGCUGGAGAUACCACUGUUAACAAUCUUGUGACGUCAUUGACAAAUCCCACGAGUUCCAAUUGAAAAUGUGACAAUGUGAUUUUUUCAACCUAGAGUCUGUGAUCUCCUUAGCCCGGGGUUUUUAAUGGUCUGGUUUGUAUUCUUGUUAUUACUCACGAGGGUGAAAACUGAAUGUACGAGCGUCGGUUUUCGCCACAUGCAGAGCGUGAGGUGACCACGUAUGUAUACAGACGAGUGUAGAUAGCAACUAUGUCGUCACUGGUGGCGUCCCCAGGUAGCUCCAUGCUAUCCGUGGUCGUCAUGGUACUGUAUGCCUACCACACACACGGACGAUUUGUACCUCAGGACAAAAGUAGCCUGCAGAAUCGAACAGCAACGUUGUUGAGUCAAAUCACUCAUUAUGAGAUGGUCAUUCCCAUGCUGGUGGACGAGAGAGGACACUUCCUUAGUUACGACGUCCGUCAACAGCACGUGUUCUCAAGGAGGCGGCGUGACGUCACUUCCCGUAGACGACACCGCCAGAAACAACGUCGAAGACGUCGCCCCAAGAGGCUUUACCUACAGAGAUUCCCCGUGGAGGAGGAGGGGAGAGUGUUUUAUAAACUCUCAGCUUAUGGGAAAGAGUUUUAUUUUAACUUGACUCUCAAUACCAAGUUCAUGUCCACACAGUUCGUCACUGAGAUAUGGGGGUCUAACAGUAUUGAGCGCAAAGCCAACGAGGUCCACGACUGUCAUUACACUGGAUACAGCAGUUGGCCAGAUGAGUCGCGCGCCGCCAUCAGCAACUGUAUGGGCCUGUACGGCUUCUUCUCGACGACCGACGACGAUUACUUCGUUGAACCCCUGUGGAACCACACCAACAUCGUGGGCGUGGAAGGCUACCCGCACAUCGUGUACACCCGCUCCUCCCUCAAACUGCGCGACGACGACUCCCACUGCGGCGUCAGCGACAUUCAAGAUAAGAAAAUGAAAUGGCUACUCAACAAAUCCCCACGAAUUUUCAACGAGGUAGUAAAACACACUAGCUAUGCCAAACACUGGCGUCAUAUAAAAAAAGAAAAGUUUCGCAAGGGUCGCCAUAAACGCUCAACCAGCACCGACCGUGACGUGGAGACUGUUGUCGUCGUCGACAAGCGCAUGGUCAACUACCACGGCCAGCACGAGAUAGAGAGAUACGUCCUUACUAUUAUGAACAUUGUGGCCAAACUCUUCCAUGAUCCGAGUAUCGGCAACAGCGUCAACAUUAUCAUCACGCGCCUCGUGCUGCUCACUGAGGACCAGCAGGGGCUGGAGAUCAACCACCACGCCGACAAGUCACUAGACAGCUUCUGUAAGUGGCAGCGCGAAAUCAACGUCAACCUCAACUACACCGCUGACGACGGCACGGGGAUAGCACACCAUGACAACGCCGUGCUUAUAACCAGAUUCGACAUCUGUACAUACAAGAACAAGCCAUGCGGGACUUUAGGAUUGGCGCCAGUGGCUGGGAUGUGCGAGGACGACAGGAGCUGCAGCAUCAACGAAGACAUUGGCCUCGCCUCCGCCUUUACCAUCGCACACGAGAUCGGUCACAAUUUCGGCAUGCACCACGACGGUGCCGGUAAUCCCUGCGGUACUCCCGGCCACGAACCUGCCCGUAUCAUGGCCGCCCAGCUAACUAAGGACACUGUGCCGUUCCUGUGGUCGAGUUGCAGUCGAGAAUACAUCACAAGUUUUCUUGAUUCAGGUCAAGCUCAGUGCCUGGUCAACAAGCCAGUAAAGCGGGAGUUCGUGUUCCCGCGUGAACUGCCAGGGGAGAUAAUCGGAGCUAACCGUCAGUGUAAGCUGCAGUUCGGAGCUCACGCAAGUGCUUGCAAGAUCCGGCUGGUGUGUGGCGAGCUGUGGUGUACGGACAUCAAGGGUCAGUGUGUGACCAACAGUAUCCCCGCGGCGGAGGGCACGGCGUGUCUCCUCUCCCACAAGAAGACGGGGCGGUGCUACAGAGGUCGCUGCCAGAACACUAACUACAAACCUAAACCUGUGGACGGAGGAUGGGGGGCGUGGUCAAACUGGGGGAAGUGCUCCAGAACCUGUGGGGGUGGAGUCAACUCCAGCCAGCGGGAGUGUAACAAGCCAGCACCAAAGCAUGGCGGGAAGUAUUGCCUGGGGAAGAGAAAGAAGUAUAUGUCAUGUAACACCCAGCCGUGCCCAAGUAACGUCACUGACUUCAGAGAGGUGCAGUGUUCCAGCUUCAACGCCGUGGAGUUCCGGGGUCGUCACUACGACUGGAAGCCCUAUACAGGAGUGCAGGUGAAACCCUGCGCACUGAUCUGUAUGGCAGAAGGUUACAACUUUUACACGGAACGAUCAUCAAAGGUCAUUGACGGCACAAAAUGUAGUUCUGACACCCUCGACGUUUGCAUUGAUGGAGAGUGCCACACUGUAGGGUGUAACGGGAUCUUAGGCUCCCCCGUCAGGGAGGACAACUGUCGGGUGUGCGGCGGCAACGGCAGCACGUGCAUGACGAUCUCUGGCCUUUUCACUCGACCACUGCCCAAAGGAGCCUACCAAGAAGUAGUUACCAUUCCACAGGGAGCUGUACAUGUUCGGGUGAGAGAGACACAACAGUCUAAGAACUACUUGGCCAUGAAGAACAUGAAAGACAAGUACCACAUCAACGGAGACUGGAUCAUCGACUGGCCGAGGAAGUUCCUGGUCGCGGGGACGGUGUUCCACUAUGAGCGUCCCGAGAGGAGUGAGGAGGGGCUGGAGUCACUGUGGGCGCUGGGGCCUACCAGCGAGGAUCUCGUCAUCAUGAUGCUGCUCCAGGAAGACAACUUGGGUAUAGAAUAUGAAUACAAUAUACCCGUCAACACCAGCCAUAGCAGCCACGACAUCUCCCUCUACACCUGGAGCCACUCCCCAUGGACCUCCUGCUCCAGGACGUGCGCCAGAGGUGUGAGCACGGCGGUUUCGACGUGUGUUAGGAAAGUGGACAAUGUACCAGUGGACGACGGCUACUGCUCCCCACAACCUCGACCCAGCAACCACCGGAAGUACUGCAACGAGGAGGCUUGUCCCGCACAGUGGUCUAUAGGCCUGUGGUCCGACUGUACCGCGACCUGUGGCGGGGGAAGAAAGACACGAACUGUUGCGUGUGUACAGAGCGUCACAGAGACGGAGCAGGUAGUGCAGGACGACGCCCAGUGUAAGAGCAACAAGCCCCUGUCCCAGAAAAAGUGCGGAACCCGGGAGUGUCCAUCAGUGUGGUUCACGGAGGAAUGGGCGGAGUGUAAUCCCAGCUGCGGGCCUGGCGAGAAGAGUCGCCGUGUGUUCUGUAUGACAACUGAUGGGAAGACGUAUGUCGACGAGGAUAACUGUGACGCCGCCGAAAAACCGUCCACGAGGAUGCCGUGCAUCAACCAGAAAUGUCCACCGCCUCAGUGGGUGACGGGCGAGUGGGGGCCGUGUUCCCCUGAGUGUGGGCUGGGCCAGCAGAGACGCAACGCGCAAUGUCGAGCCUUCUCCGGCCAAGCCAGCAGCGAGUGUACUGUCAAGGCGAAGCCGGACACAAUCAGACGCUGUGACAGCAGCUGCGAACCUGACGACGAGGACGUGUGCGAGGACAAGUACAAGGUUGCCUACUGCCCCCUGGUUCUCAAGUUCCAGUUCUGUGACCGGGAGUACUUCCAGAAGAUGUGCUGCAAGACUUGCUCUGCCCUCAAAAACAAAACUGGUUAAAUUUCACGUUUGAUUUAUUAUAAAUCUGGGAAAC
Messenger RNA from Haliotis rubra (blacklip abalone), 4368 nucleotides. Its product is annotated as A disintegrin and metalloproteinase with thrombospondin motifs 6-like. The record is from RefSeq and is a predicted model, not a curated record. Gene Ontology annotation, molecular function: metalloendopeptidase activity. Gene Ontology annotation, cellular component: extracellular matrix. Bases 864 to 4334 code for a protein of 1156 amino acids. The transcript is spliced from 24 exons. Lineage: Eukaryota; Metazoa; Mollusca; Gastropoda; Lepetellida; Haliotidae. Gene Ontology annotation, biological process: extracellular matrix organization; proteolysis.